Molecule: messenger RNA, 1044 nt
Organism: Fusarium keratoplasticum
Lineage: Eukaryota; Fungi; Ascomycota; Sordariomycetes; Hypocreales; Nectriaceae
Exons: 1
Coding region: 1-1044 (347 amino acids)
Cellular component (GO): nucleus
Source: RefSeq, a predicted model, not a curated record
AUGUCCAACUCACAGGAAUCUACCUGGUCCAACCAGGAGGGCCUCUUCUCAGGGGAAAGCCAAUCACAUAUCCCCCCCUUUCGCUGCGGACACCUCCGAGCCCAAGCUCCAGAAGGUCUAGACAAUGUCCUACCAGUCAUCGACCCCCAAAACUCUUUUCGAUUCAACAAGAGACCGACAACCGAUUACGUGCUGGUUGCCCUCGACUUUGAACACCUCUGCAAGACAAAGAUUGGCCGCUACGCCGACGGAACUCGAUACAGCUACAACCCCCUCACCGAAGCUGGUGUUGCAUACCUCGACAUGAGAAACGUCCUGUACAAGAAGGGACGCUGGACUAUGCCCGGUGACCGUGGACACUCUUGGUUCAAGCUCAUGACGCCUCUUCACUAUAUCGUCGAGGAGUACAAAAGCCACUGGGGCCAUCUCUGCAAGUCUGACUGGCUGCACGUCGAGCCUUACAUGUUUGCCUUUGGCAAGUCCAAGAUUGUCAAGGAGAGCGAGCUCGGGUACAGGCUCUACCGCCUGUUCAUGGGACUUCGAAAGAUGAACCGUCGAAGGGAUGAGAUUCGACACAAUCGACUUCGUGAGAUCAUCUUUCUCACUUUUGACUCGAGUCCUGUUGAGAAUACCCUUAGUCGACUGGGGCUGGGAUGGCUCGCGGAGCCAAACAUCAAGAUUUGGGAUGUUCAGAGGGAUAUGCAACUUGAGCUGCGCUUCAACUGGCCCAAGAUGCGAUUCGAGUACGUCAUGGAGAGUCUAGGUCUCCGGUUCGAAGACAAUCGAUUCGGAAACCUGUCCCACUGCGCGGGAAACGCGGCCGUUUUCACGAUUCAGAUCUUUCUUGCUCUUUUCUACAAGGAUGAGGAGCAGAGCGUUGCGUUUGCGGCGCGUGAGCCCAUGUCAUGGCUGCGGUUCACUUGGGUUGGGCAUGCUCUCGAUCAGACCAACAUUGCUCCUGGGGAUACGCCCAAACGUCGGGAGGAGAGUCAGAUGAAUCGACAUGAUGUGCCUCAGAGGAGGGAUGAGAAUGCGUUUCACUGA